This is a messenger RNA of Prionailurus viverrinus (fishing cat), 2495 nucleotides long. It is a transcript of the gene TRMO, whose product is annotated as tRNA methyltransferase O. The record is from RefSeq and is a predicted model, not a curated record. Bases 665 to 1930 code for a protein of 421 amino acids. NCBI's taxonomy places the organism in Eukaryota, Metazoa, Chordata, Mammalia, Carnivora, Felidae. The transcript is spliced from 6 exons.
AGGGUCGUAAAAUGUGAGAACUUGAAUCGAAGUGCGUCAUUGUACUUACAGCGAAGCCACGGAUCACGUGCACCAGCGACCACGUGAUUUUGCUGAGGCGAGCGGGAUGAUGUCAUCUGUUCUGGGUAGCUGUGGUUGGCUUGGCUUAGGCGUGAUGGCCGGAACAGCCACGUGCGGUGUAACGGCCUUUCUCUCAGGGGGUUCUUGCGCCUGUGGGAGAGAUAGGAUGUGAACGUUGGUGUUAACGCGCGUUAGGAACUAAUAAAUGCCCCAAGAGAGAGGCCUCCUGUGCUGUAGGAAGAACAUGGAUAAGGAUAAACAAAAGAAGGCCUGUAAACAUAUUGGAAAAAUAUUUAAAGUCCUCAAAAACAUACACAGUAUGGAAGUAUCUUAGAAUCAUAAUAUUGAGAGAGAAAAAGCAAGCCUGAGAAGAUAACAUGUAGUUUAAUACCAGUUUUUAUAGAGUUCAAAGACAAAAUAAAAAUUAUGUAGGCAUGCAUAUGCAUGUGAUCAAAUUAUAUUUAAAAAACUAUAUUAGAAAAAGAAGUGAGUGACAAAGACCCCAUUUAGGCACCUGUUUAUCUCAGCGGGAAGGAUGGGUGUGCCCUAGGAGAGAGACAACAUUAAAAGAUAACAAUUUGCUGGUAAAACUCUAGUUCUUGGGAUGCGUGGGAAUCUUUUAACUGAGCCAGUUGGCUACUUGGAAUCCUGUUUCUCAGCCAAGAAUGGUACUCCAAGGCAGCCAUCUGUUUGUAGCCAUUCGCGAGCUUGUUUGAGAAUUCGGAAGAGCAUCUUUAAUAAUCCUGAACAUUCCUUGAUGGGCUUAGAACAGUUUUCUCAUGUUUGGAUUUUGUUUGUUUUUCACAAAAAUGGUCAUUUGAGCUGUAAGGCAAAAGUGCAGCCUCCUAGGCUGAAUGGCGCAAAGACUGGAGUUUUCUCCACAAGGAGCCCUCAUCGUCCCAAUGCAAUAGGAUUGACUCUGGCCAAGCUGGAAAAGGUAGAAGGUGGAGCCAUAUACCUUUCUGGAAUUGACAUGAUUCAUGGCACACCUGUCCUAGACAUAAAGCCCUACAUAGCUGAGUAUGACUCACCACAAAAUUUGAUUGAACGUUUACAGGACUUUAAUUUACAGAAUAACCAAUAUAAGCACCCAAACACGCCCCGUUCCGGUGGCAAGACUGACAGCUGUGACCAGCAACAGCUCUCAAGGUAUGAUAAACCACAACACUAUGGUCACACUGAGGAGAAACUUAAAUGUGCCGAAGACAGAACUUCAGGAGAAAACUAUAUGAAACAUGACAGCUCAACACAAAUACGGCGAAACUCCCCUAAGCACAGGGAGAUAGUGGGAGAUUUGGGUGUCAAAUCCAGAAGUGAUCAGAGUCCAAGUGUGGCAGAAGAGCAAAUCGGCCCAUAUUUCCUGGAGAAGAGCUUCUCAGAGGAAGGUACAGAAAGGAGGCAAAGGAGAGGGAAAGAAGCAGUGAUUGCACAAGGAAGUAGUACAGAGGUCCAGCCUGUGGUCCUUCACGGCCGUCCCAGGAGGGCUGAUGCAGCCCACUGCAGCGUGGUCCCCGCGUGGGUGAGAGAGGCCCCUGUGGCCACCUUGGAAGUGCGGUUUACUCCUCACGCAGAGAUGGAUCUUGAGCACCUCAGUUCAGGAGGUGUACCAGAUGGCAGUCAGUCUUCAUUUAAAUAUUUUCAAUCAGCAGAGGAAGCAAGGCAUGCCAUUGAGGCUGUGUUGUCAGCUGACCCUCGGUCUGUAUAUCGACGAAAGCUCUGCCAGGAUCGCCUUUUCUACUUUACUGUAGACAUAGCGCAUGUCACUUGCUGGUUUGGUGAUGGCUUUGCAGAGGUUCUAAGGAUCAAGCCAGCUUCAGAGCCUAUUCAAAUGACUGACCCUACAGAGUCCUUGGUGUCUCUGGGAUCGUAAGUAGCCUCUAUCGUGUGUUUUAAACAGCCUAAUUGACUUUGGAUGGGGCUGUUGGAUUAUCUGUAUAAGCUAACGAUGUGCCGCCUUUGCAAAAAGAAGCAACACUUUGUGAUCUCAUUGCUUUGAUUGAUUUGGGUUGUUCAGAAUAUUUAUUUGAAAAACCUAUAUUUUAAUAAAGUGAGAGAUGUAAAAUUUAGAGAAAUUGCCAUAUGCUUUUCAGUUGGUUAAUGUUGAAGAAUCCAAAGGUGUUGAUGUCUCAUUGAUUUCUGAAAGAAGCUGAUUAUUCUUGGCACUUGGUAAAACUGGGUGGAGAGCAUUCUAGCAGGAACUUAACAAGCUAAGGGGAUCUGUUCAACAAUUCAUACUGGUUUUCUUGUCUGGAAUAGCUUGACCCCUCUAUUUUAUUUUAAAUCAAACUGAGUUAACAUUGUUUUAAGAAACUAACAGAUCUGGGGCACCUGGGUGGCCCAGUUGGUUGAGUGUCCGGCUUCAGCUCAGGUCAUGAUCUCACAGUUUGUGAGUUUGAGCCCCGCAUCGGGCUCUGUGCUGGCAGCUUGGAGCCUGG